AUGUUUCAGGAACAGACACGACCGGUUGAAAGUUCAAACAGGAAACAUAAACUCAAAAUAGCAAAAGCGUGUGAGGAUCAAGGCACUCCGCAAGCUACAGAAUUAGAACAAAUGAAAAUUCCGGACUUUAUUUGGGUAGAAAAGAAACACUCUCUUCUUUACUGUGCAAUACCAAAGGUAGCAUCGACCUUUUGGAGACGUACAGUGACCAUCAUGGGAUCAAACGAAAACGUUAACUCUCCUUUUGAAAGCAAAAAAACUGACCUGAGAAAUUUUGGUAACUUAAAAAGAGACAUUAAUGAAAAGAGUGUAGAUGAUUUUCUGAAAAAUGCAAGCUCGUUCUUGUUCGUACGUGAUCCAUAUGGCCGGCUGUUCUCUGGGUAUGAACAUAAAUUAUAUAAUCCAAAUUUAUCAUUUUGGAAGAAUUAUGGUAUGAGAAUCGCCAAAACAGUCCGGCAGAAUCCCUCUAAUGAAAGUCUCAGAUAUGGUCAUGAUAUUACAUUUGCAGAAUUUGUAAAGUAUAUUCUGUUUCAAAAAGAUAAUCAUUAUAGAAUUAAUCGACAUUUUACACCAAUGUACCAAAAAUGUGAUCCAUGCAGAGUACCAUAUGACUACAUUGGCCACUUAGAAACUUUUCGACAAGAUGCUGAAUAUCUAUUUGGUCUUUGGAGACGCAAAUUUACGGACUUUCAUAUUCAUUUUAAUGACUUUGAAAAGGAGACAGUAUUAGACACAGCUGGAAGUCUGAUUAACAGGUUAUUCAAUUCAUAUAAUAAACUUAAACCUGAUUUCAAAUACCCUUUCUAUAAUUUAGUUCUUAGAGUAUGGAGUGACCUUCAAAUAAGAGGAUAUUUAUCUAAAGAUAUACCACUACCAUUUACAAAGGGAGAUGUAGACACGUUAACCGCUGAAAAUAUGUUGAAAGCUGUAUCUGACGCUUUGGAAACUAAAGUUAAUUUAACCGCUGUUAAGCUACAGCGACGAGAAUCUUUGCAACAGGCGUACAGCACAGUGCCACUUGAAGAUAUGGAACGACUACAUGAAUAUGUUCUAAAGGAUUGUCAAUUAUUCGGUUACAAUGACAGACCAAAGCUUCUCUACGAGAGAGGGCAGCUUCUAGAAAGCAAUCAUUUAUAUCUUGCAGGUCUAUAAGGCAAUCAAAUUGAUGCAAUGCUAUAUUACAGUGUAGAAUAUACUGAGUCAUAUAUACACUUCUUGAUAUGUAUUAUUUCCUAAACUAGACAUAUUUAAAAAAAAUCAACGAAAAUAUAUUGCACUGCUUCUUUAUCCGAUUGACUCGAAGUAUAAAUUCUAUUAUACGAA
This is a messenger RNA of Ruditapes philippinarum (Manila clam), 1323 nucleotides long. RefSeq names its product carbohydrate sulfotransferase 11-like. NCBI's taxonomy places the organism in Eukaryota, Metazoa, Mollusca, Bivalvia, Venerida, Veneridae. The coding region runs from base 1 to 1152 and encodes 383 amino acids. Gene Ontology annotation, molecular function: sulfotransferase activity. Gene Ontology annotation, biological process: carbohydrate biosynthetic process. The record is from RefSeq and is a predicted model, not a curated record. Gene Ontology annotation, cellular component: membrane. The transcript has a single exon.